GUCAGUCCUGAUACCGCUUCCUUGUAGUGUAGCUACGCCCGUCACUCCUCCUGGACGAGCUGUUUCCCCAUGGAUGGAGAUGACGGCAACGACGCAGGCGGCGACUGGAUCUGGGUGCGUCCACCGCAGGAAGCGGAAGCGGCCUCUGCGGCGGCGGGGUGGCCGGUGGAGGAUGCGCGGCCUCUGAAGGUGGUAUUCGCGUCCCCGGCAAGGUACUUCACAGACGCAGCGCCGAUCGGUAACGGCCGUCUUGGCGCCCUGGUCUGGGGCGGCGUUGCCUCCGAGAGGCUCCAACUCAACCACGACACAUUAUGGACGGGUGGACCUGGUAACUAUACAAACCCCAAAGCUCCUGCUGUUCUUUCUAAUGUUAGGAGCCUUGUUGACAAGGGACAGUAUGCUGAAGCUACAGCUGUUGCUUAUGACCUGUCUGGUGAGCAGACACAGGUCUACCAGCCUCUCGGUGAUAUUAACAUUGCCUUUGGUGAGGAUAUCAGGUAUACAAAUUAUGAAAGAUACCUAGAUCUGGAAUCUGCAACAGCAAAUGUCACAUAUAAUGUUGGGGAAGUAACAUACUCAAGGGAACACUUCUCCUCGCAUCCACAUCAAGUAAUUGCGACUAAAAUCUCUGCAGACAAAUCAGGAGCACUCUCAUGCACAGUAUCUUUAGCUACACCACUAGAUCACCGGAUUCGUGUAACAGAUGCAAAUGAAAUAAUCAUGGAGGGUAGCUGCCCAGGAGAGAGGCCUGCGGGAGAUGAGAACGCAUUUGAUCAUUCCAAGGGAAUUAGAUUUUGUGCUAUUCUCUACCUGCAGAUGAGUGGUGCCAAUGGCACUGUGCAAGUAUUGAAUGAUAAGAUGCUGAAACUUGAUGGUGCCGACUCAGUAGUUUUGCUUCUUGCAGCUGCAACCUCAUUUGAAGGACCAUUUGUCCAGCCUUCUGAAUCAACACUGGAUCCAACAACAUCAGCAUUCACAACAUUAAAUAUGGCUAGGAGCAUGUCAUAUUCACAGCUGAAAGCUUAUCACACGGAUGAUUACCAGAGUCUUUUCCAGCGUGUAUCCUUGCAACUUUCACGGGGCUCUAAUGAUAUGCUUGGAGGUAGCACUUCAGCUCACUCACCAGACAAUAUCUCUCAGGAUACCGCGGUAUCUGAUUGUGCUAUACAGAUGGCUGCCUGCUCAAGGUUAAACGAGCUUAGUAAUUCAGAGAAGCCUACGGUGGACAGAAUUGUAAGUUUUAUACAUGAUGAAGAUCCUUCUCUGGUAGAACUUCUGUUCCAGUUUGGUCGCUAUCUACUCAUUUCUUGUUCGAGACCUGGAACUCAGAUUGCCAAUCUGCAAGGAAUAUGGAGCAACGACACUGAGCCACCAUGGGAUGCAGCUCCCCAUCCAAAUAUAAAUCUACAAAUGAAUUACUGGCCAUCACUUCCUUGUAACCUUAGUGAAUGCCAAGAACCACUAUUUGACUUUAUUGGUUCCCUUUCAGUCAAUGGGGCUAAGACAUCAAAAGUGAAUUACGGAGCUAAUGGUUGGGUUAGUCAUCAAGUCACAGACUUGUGGGCGAAAACAUCACCGGAUGCUGGUGAUCCUAGUUGGGCUCUAUGGCCAAUGGGUGGGCCAUGGCUGGCUACACACCUGUGGGAGCACUACAGUUUUACAAUGGACAAACAAUUUUUGGAGAAAACAGCUUAUCCCCUUCUGGAAGGAUCUGCCUCCUUUCUGCUGUCCUGGUUGAUUGAGGGGCAAAGAGGGUAUCUGGAAACCAAUCCUUCUACUUCCCCUGAGCAUUAUUUUAUUGCUCCAAAUGGCAAGCAAGCGUGUGUCAGCUACUCAACAACUAUGGACAUGUCAGUUAUUAGAGAAGUUUUUUCAGCUGUUCUCCUAUCUGCUGAUAUUUUAGGAAAAUCCAGCACUGAUGUGGUUCAGAGAAUAAAAAAGGCACUACCAAGGCUCCCACCAGUACAAAUUUCCAGAGAUGGUACUAUCAUGGAGUGGGCGCAAGAUUUUAAGGAUCCUGAGGUUCAGCACAGACAUGUAUCCCAUCUGUUUGGUCUUUAUCCUGGACAUACCAUGACACUGGAGCAAACGCCUGACCUCUGCAAAGCUGUUGCCAAUAGUCUCUAUAAAAGAGGUGAUGAAGGCCCUGGGUGGUCUACUGCAUGGAAGAUGGCUCUGUGGGCCCAUCUUCACAACAGUGAGCAUGCAUACAAAAUGAUUCUGCAGCUAAUCACUUUGGUUGAUCCGGAACAUGAGGUUUCAAAGGAAGGGGGUCUAUACAGCAAUUUGUUCACAGCACAUCCACCAUUCCAAAUCGAUGCAAAUUUUGGAUUCCCAGCUGCAUUAUCAGAAAUGCUGGUGCAGAGCACAGGGAGUGACCUGUACCUGCUCCCAGCUCUACCCCGUGACAAGUGGCCUCAAGGCUUUGUUAAAGGUCUGAAGGCACGAGGCGGGUUGACGGUUAACAUUUGCUGGAAGGAAGGUAGCCUCCAUGAAGCUCUGCUGUGGUCUGGCAGCAGCCAGAAUUCGCUUGCGCGGGUCCACUAUGGCAGCCACUCUGCCACUAUCGGCGUCUCUCCAGGUCAAGUUUACCGGUUCAACUCGGAUUUGAAGUGCUUGAAAUCCUGGCCACUCUGAGGAUGUGCGUGUAUUGGUUCUUCAAUCGGAAAGCACAAUCUCUUAAGGCAAAAUUACCGAAUCUUGUUAAACGUGGUGAUGAUUAAACUUCCGUGUGGUUAAAUUUAUGUUGGUGCUUUUCUUUAGGGACUUAUCUUGAGCUGUACAAGGUGCUCUAUUGUGUUCAGAAAGACUGAGUUCCUCGAAUUUUCUUCUUAAUAAAGGGCCCAAAAUGCUCUACA
Messenger RNA from Lolium rigidum, 2858 nucleotides. Its product is annotated as alpha-L-fucosidase 2-like. Gene Ontology annotation, biological process: carbohydrate metabolic process. Bases 70 to 2637 code for a protein of 855 amino acids. The transcript is spliced from 10 exons. The record is from RefSeq and is a predicted model, not a curated record. NCBI's taxonomy places the organism in Eukaryota, Viridiplantae, Streptophyta, Magnoliopsida, Poales, Poaceae. Gene Ontology annotation, molecular function: alpha-L-fucosidase activity.